AUGUGGGUUUGGGAAAAUGCUGAGUCAGAAUGCAUUACGAAUAGUGAUCAUAGUGUGGUGAUAGCAAGACUGGGUACAGGUAUCAUAGAUAAGAGGAAGCCAUUAGCAAGAGAAAAAAGGCUAAAGGGGAGGAAAAGAAUUAUACUAACUGACAAAGCCCAAGAGGAAGAGUGGGAAAAUUACAAGACUAAACUCAACGAAGAGAUAAUAAAAAGGUUAAAGACAAAAAAUAAAAUGCAAGAUGUAGAAAAAAGAUGCAAAGAACUAGACAAGAAUGCACUAUGGGACAUUAUCGCCAGUAGCAUCUUGAGUAGUGCAUACGUAACAUUACCAAACAAAAAGGUAUCAGCAAAUACAAGACCGAUUGGCAGCUAUAACAAGAAUAAUGGUACUCAACAUGAUUUGAAGAUACUGGGAAAAUGGUGUCACAAGUGUCAUGAGAAGACAAACACUGCUCAUGAGGCAAAAAAGCUUGGUAUUAGCUUCCAGGAGAGAAGUUUAGAUAAGGAUGCCUUGGAGAUAGAGGGAACAAGUAUACGAGGCAUAAUUACAGAGAAAGAGCUGCAUAGUUACAAAAAAAGCACUAGUUUAAACAUUUUUAUACUAGAGCAGUUAUUAACAAGGGAAGGAGAUAAACUUAUAACUUGGAAGCAAUUACGUAAAAUCAGAGGUCUAAAGAAAAGAGGACGAAAGCCAAGCUGGUUUAAAAGUAUAGAGUUAGAAGUAUUGACAGAAAGUAGCUCAAGAGAAAUUAAAGGAAAAUAUAAAGUAGCAGCCCCUAAUCAACAAGCAAUAGCGUAUAACUACGUAAGAAUCUCACAAGACAGAAGAAAGAGGGAAUGGAUCGUAUUCGAAAAGGACAAGAGCAUCGAGAUUGGUAAAGUAAUUAAAAAGAAACGCAAGUGCAUUGAUGUAGAGCAUUGGCAAAUAAUAAAGGAGAAUCGAGAAGGAGAUACGAUAAUCGAAAAGUGUAAAGGGUGUUCAGUUAAGGAGUCUCAGGAGGGGUGUUGUACAAUUCGGCAAAAACAAGAAUACAAGCAUCAAGUAAUAGAUUGUAUAGGUAGCAAAGAAGGCACAACGUGCAUAGGCAUACCCUUGUCAGCAUGCGCAGAGGUAUUCGAAGGCUCAGGUGGGAACCCCUGUAAAGAAUCAGAAAUCAUAGCAAUAAACAUAGAGGGAAUAGAAGAAACAAUAAUUCGAAGAGAAAUUAAAGAUGCAGGAAUUCA
Molecule: messenger RNA, 1226 nt
Organism: Dentiscutata heterogama
Lineage: Eukaryota; Fungi; Glomeromycota; Glomeromycetes; Diversisporales; Gigasporaceae
Source: the annotation of a GenBank genome assembly